This is a messenger RNA of Linnemannia hyalina, 1581 nucleotides long. Lineage: Eukaryota; Fungi; Mortierellomycota; Mortierellomycetes; Mortierellales; Mortierellaceae. The record is from the annotation of a GenBank genome assembly.
AUGAAGACCUCGACCAUCGUUGCCGCCACCGUCGGUACUCUCGCCGUCGCCACCGUUGGCUAUGCCAUCUAUUUUGACCAGAAGCGCAGGAACGACCCCGAGUUCCGUCGCAAGCUGAAGAAGGAAAAGAAGCGCGCCAUGAAGCAGCAGAAGGAGGAGGAGAAGAAGAAGACCACCCAGACUACCCAGACUGUUGAGGAGGCUCUUGCCAGCAUCAAGGAGGAUGACUUCCCUGCAUCGAUGGAGGAGCGUGAGAAGUUCUGCAUGGAUCAGCUCUCGGCCGGUGAAGCCCUCUUCACUCGUGGUCCCGAGGGUUAUGACAUGGCUGCUAUCUGCUUUUACAAGGCCUUGAAGGUCUACCCCGCCCCCGCCGAGUUGGUUAUGGUUUAUCAGAAGACCAUCCCCCCAGAGGUUUUCACUUUGGUCAUGGGCAUGCUCAGCAUGGAUGUCCACAAGAAGCAGGAGAAGUACUACACCGUUUUCCCUCCCAAGGAGAUGAACGUCAAGGUUGAUGAGUUGCCCGAGGGUGUCACUGCUGAGGGACAGAGUGUUGUUCGCCGUGGAUUGAUCGCCACCAAGGACUUUGCUGCUGGAGAGACCAUCUACUCGGAGACACCCAUCAUCAGCUCUUUGGAGCCCUCGUUGGAGGGCAAAGAGUUCUGCCACUACUGCUUGAAGCAGAUUGUUGAGGACGAGUCCAAGGUCAACUGCCCUACCUGCACUAAGGUUGUUUUCUGCUCAGCAUCUUGUGAAAAGUCAGCCACGACUGAGUUCCACGCUGUUCUCUGCACCAAAGAUUCCGAGGAUGCCUCGACCCCUGAGCGCUCGCUUUACGACUACACCAAGGAGACCAACAGCAAGUACCCCGAGAUGAUUGCCAAGUUCUUGGUGCGCAUGGUUCACGAGGAGACCUUGAACAGUGGCGAGGAGUACAACUUGUUUGAUCACAUCGAGCGUCUCCGCUUCUUGGAGGUCCGGCCAUCGGCUGCUGAGGAGAAGGAGAUUGAGCUUCUGAAGGUUGCUCUCGGCUCUAAGAUCCCUGGUAUUGAAGAGUUUAUCAACGAGGAGCGCUACUUGACCCUUAAGGGCAAGUUGCUUUACAACGCUUUUGGUGUCUCUACUUCUUUGAACGCUGACCGUUCCGUCGAGCCUUCCCCAGAGCAGUACCGCAGUGAGCGUGGUGCCCCCGUUGUUGGUGCUGGAUUCUACAGAGUUACUUCCUACAUGUCGCACUCGUGCGAGCCUAAUACCAAGAUUGCUUACCAGGAUCACAACAACAACUUGGCUGUUGUUGCCACAAAGGCCGUCAAGGCCGGAGAGGAGCUUCACGUUGGAUUUAUCGACCAGAAGAACGGUGAGCUCUCGACCGAGCAGCGUCGCCAGGAGCUUUUCCAGCACUACCGCUUCAAGUGCAUGUGCCCCCGCUGUGAGGCACCCGAGCCCGUUGCUGUUGCUGCUGCUGUUGUUGCCGAGGCUGCUGAUGUUGCCGAGGCUGCUGUCGAGGCUGCUGUCGAGGCUGCUGUCGAGGUUGAGGCAGAGGCUAAGGCUGAGGUUGAGGCUGUCGAGGAGGUCACCGCCUAA